AUGUUGCACAAUGUAAUAGAUGAAAUGCCAGACAAAAAUUUUGUGGUGCAACUCCUAGAAUGGAACCUCCGAGGAGUGUCCCAGGUGAUAAUGGCCAAUAACCCGCUGAGCGGAGCGCUGAUCUUGGGAGCUUUGGUCCUGUCUAGUCCCUGGUUAACCCUUGCAGCAAGUGUUGGACUGCUAUCUUCAACGCUUACCACCAUCAUCACUGGUCAGGAGAGUGAGUUGUAUUCCCAGGGUCUGCAUGGAAGCAAUGGAUUUCUGGUGGCACUAUUGAUGGCAGUGUUCAGUGCUAAAGGAGACUGGUUCUGGUGGCUGCUAAUCCCAUGCUGCCUUGCUGCGGUCUCAUGCACCAUUAUUUAUGGUAGUCUGAUCUCUCUGUUUGAGCCCAUGAACCUUCCACUCAGCGUCUUCCCCUUCAACACCAUCUUACUUCUCUGCUUGGCUGCCACGAGGCCCCACCACAGGUUCUUCCCACAUGUGCCGGCUUCACCGAUCGGAGAUGCUGCUCAAGGAGAAGAGUGUGUGUGUCCAAAUGAACAAGGUGACAUUAGAGAGCACAAAGGACUAUGCCAGGUCAUUCCCCUUGGAGUAAGCCAAGUGUUUGCCUGUGACAGUCUUCUAUCCAGCUUCAUCAUCAUGCUUGCCAUUACUCUCUUCUCUCCACUGGUUUGCCUCCAUGCCCUUCUGGGCUCCAUAACAGGCAUGAAUGCGGGUCUCUCGCUAGAUGUUCCUCAUCACAGUCCCUACUCUGGCUUGACAGGUUUUAACGGUGCCCUGAGCUCCAUUACCAUUGUGGAAAGCUUUGACACAAAUUGGAGGACGCAUCUGUUUUCAGUAGCCAGUGACUGGAUGAUUGACAGCCCAACCACCUUUGAUGUGAGCCUGUAA
Molecule: messenger RNA, 891 nt
Organism: Erpetoichthys calabaricus (reedfish)
Lineage: Eukaryota; Metazoa; Chordata; Cladistia; Polypteriformes; Polypteridae
Product: urea transporter 2-like
Exons: 8
Coding region: 1-891 (296 amino acids)
Biological process (GO): urea transmembrane transport
Cellular component (GO): membrane
Molecular function (GO): urea transmembrane transporter activity
Source: RefSeq, a predicted model, not a curated record